This is a messenger RNA of Apodemus sylvaticus (European woodmouse), 1976 nucleotides long. It is a transcript of the gene Snap29, whose product is annotated as synaptosome associated protein 29. Bases 130 to 912 code for a protein of 260 amino acids. Gene Ontology annotation, molecular function: SNAP receptor activity; syntaxin binding. Gene Ontology annotation, cellular component: SNARE complex; plasma membrane. Gene Ontology annotation, biological process: exocytosis; synaptic vesicle fusion to presynaptic active zone membrane; synaptic vesicle priming. The record is from RefSeq and is a predicted model, not a curated record. NCBI's taxonomy places the organism in Eukaryota, Metazoa, Chordata, Mammalia, Rodentia, Muridae. The transcript has 5 exons.
GGGGCUCUAGCAGUGCUGGCGGAAGUAGUGCGCGCGGCGCCCACUGUGAGUCCGCCCGCCGGCGCUGGGCUACCGACUCCUCGCCCAGCUGCCCCUCCUGCUGCCUAGGUUCAGGCCGUCGCCCGCACCAUGUCUGGCUAUCCCAAAAGCUACAAUCCUUUCGACGAUGACGUGGAAGGCGAAGACACCCGGCCGGCGCCGUGGAAGGACGCCCGCGACCUGCCGGACGGCCGCGACGCGCCCACUGACAGGCAGCAGUACCUGAGACAGGAGGUGUUGCGCAGGGCCGAGGCUACGGCUGACAGCACCAGCAGGUCCUUGUCCCUCAUGUAUGAAUCGGAGAAGAUCGGAGUCGCCUCUUCCGAGGAACUGGUCCGGCAGCGAGGAGUCCUAGAACACACAGAAAAGAUGGUAGACAAGAUGGAUCAAGAUUUGAAGAUGAGCCAGAAACAUAUCAACAGCAUUAAGAGUGUGUUUGGAGGAUUCAUCAACUACUUCAAAUCCAAACCAGUUGAGCCUCCGCCUGAGCAGAACGGCAGCAUCGUGUCCCAGCCCAGCAGCAGAUUGAAAGAAGCCAUAAAUACAAGUAAAGAUCAGGAAAGCAAGUACCAAGCCAGCCACCCAAACCUCAGGAGGCUGCACGAUGCAGAACUAGACUCGGUCCCCAAAGGACCCGCUUCUACUAUGAAUACUGAGGUUUACCCAAAGAACUCGAGCCUUCGAGCUUAUCACCAGAAGAUCGACAGCAACCUAGAUGAGCUGUCCGUGGGCUUAGGCCGCCUGAAGGACAUAGCCUUGGGGAUGCAGACAGAAAUUGAGGAACAGGACGACAUCCUUGACCGACUAACAACCAAAGUGGACAAGUUAGAUGUCAAUAUAAAAAGCACAGAAAAAAAGGUGCGGCAACUCUAGACAUGGAGACUGAACUCUGCUUGUCCUGAUGAGAAGAUGACUCAGGAGGCUCUCUUAAUCUCUUAUGGCUGUCACUUAUUACAUAGUAUGUAAUAUAACCCAUUUUCAAAUGUGGGGCUUUGAAUUUUUAGUUUCAGUGGGGAAAAUGUGUGUUCCACAUUUUGUAAGACCAACACCUCUACAGUUCUGCGAGCUGUCUGCUGAGUUUUAGUCUAACAGGAGUUGUGAACACCUUGAGCCUUUGAUUACUAUGCUGGAGGGAGAAACAGUACUGCAUUUCUGAUUUCAUGCAUGUCUGCAAAGCCAUGGGCAGAGUGUCAGAACUACUGCCCUUCACUGGCCCAUUUGUUAGGUUUCUCACUCCAAGGAGGCCAUACUGUGAAUUCAGAUGUGAAGGGACCCUGGGUUUGUGGCAGAAGGAAGGGUCCUUUAUUUGCCAAGUCUGUGGCCAUGCCUGCAUACACACUGAGCACAUGCUAGCUCUCUCCCUGGAAAGAACCCAUGUUCUACACAGAACUGAACUGUGUUGCCUUCAUUGUCCCCACCCCAUCUUCUAUUCUUGUCCUGCACUUUAGCAGAAGGACUCAGAGCAGAACUGUUAGGCAUGACACCUGGGCGCCUAUGGGAAUGGAUGCCCCUCUUCCGCCUGUUCGCACCUUGUUCUCUCUGGUGGGGACGUUCUGCACUGGCUCAAAGCCAACUAUUUGGUUGGUGUGUGUGCAUGGAGAAUGAUGUAAAACCCUCCACUGAGCCCUCUGCCUCUGGGAACAGAACCAAAGGCCUUGUUGUUUAUUUGGUGCCUGGAGUCUCCUCAUCCACCUCAGACUCCCAUGCAUUCUCCAUUUCUACAAAGUGCUCCACAUAGUUUUGGGACUCAGACUCCACAAAUGAUACUAACCUUUUGUCUGUCAGAUGAUUCCAUCAACAGGCCCAGAGACUAGACUAGCUAGUAUUCACUCACUUCAGUUUCCAAAAGAAAAUAGUUAGAAGCAUUAAUUAAAAUUGAUUCCUGCAAGAAUUUUUCCUUGUGUUGGUACUGUCAAUAAAUCACUGAAGCCACAGAA